UACAAAUGUAACCCAAUGCUGACCGGAGCCCUGUCAGGGCCCUCUGCACAACCAAUGGCGCUCAUUUGGACACCUCACUUUUCUUAUAGUAUAGAUUUGGAUUUAUUUCACAGCAAAAAAACAAUGCAAUUUUUGUGAGUAUCUGUAGCAUCUUGUGAAUGUGGAGCCUAGUUCGCAAUGAUGGUGGCCUACAAUUUUUUUCUGCAUGGAUGAGGAUAACAAGCAGCUAAUCCAAAUGUACUGUAUUCACUUUUGAAACGAGCUAUGUGAGGACUGAAAUGAAGACACCUCUGAUGUGACAGUGAGUGGGAUCCAGACUGUGCCAACCCACCCACUGCGCAGGCGAGUUGUGGCCUUGAGAUGCAACAGAAGUUCCAUGCCUUUUACAGCUUACCGCCAGAAUGGACCAGCAGAAGACUCCACACCCCUAAUCGAUGUGUAUCUUUCCCCCUCCAGUACAGCCAUGUCUCAGUUUGCAGCAAUAGGCCCCUCUGGGCCUCCCUGAUCCUGCUUUACCUCCUUGUUUCCUUACCAACGGCUGCUUCAUUCCGGGUUGGGGUGGUGGGACCGUGGUCUUGUGACCCCCUCUUUGCCAAGGCCUAUCCCAGUGUGGCAGCACAACUGGCCGUCAGCCGUAUUAACAGGGACCCCUCCCUCUGGCCUGGGGCCACGUUUGAUUAUGUGAUCCUGGAGGAGGACUGUGAGACAUCACAUGCUCUUUCACGUUUCGUCGGGUACUACACCCGUGCAUCCAGCUUCAUCGGUCCCGUCAACCCUGGCUACUGUGACAUGGUGUCCCUGCUGGGGAAGAACUGGAAUAAAGCAGUGUUCAGCUGGUCGUGUCUUAGCUAUGAACUGGACAACCUCCGUAGGCACCCCACUUUUGCCCGCACCAUGCCCCUGCCCUCACUGGUGCUGCUGCAUUUCAUGCGCCACUUCCGCUGGGCUCACGUGGGCAUCAUUUCUUCAAACGAGGACAUUUGGAUAGAGACCGGCCAUGAGCUGACCAGGGCUUUACGCAGCCACGGCAUGCCUGUUGGGAUAGUGGUGUCCACUGGAAAGGACUCGGUCAGCAUGUUAGAUGCCCUGACCAAGGUCAAGAAAGUUAAGGACCUUCGAUUGGUCAUCCUCUGCAUGCACUCAGUCUUAAUAGGGGGUAAGGUUCAGAAGCUGCUCCUAGAGAUGGCCCAUGACAUGCAGAUGACCCACGGCUCCCUAGUGUUUGUGCCCUAUGAUACCCUCUUCUACAGCCUGCCCUACCACCACCUGCACCAGCCUGAUCUACUACACAACAACAGCAAACUGCUGAAGGCCUAUGAUGCUGUGCUCACCAUCACUGUGGAGUCUCCAGAACAGCACUCUUUCUACCAUGCCUUCACUGAGGCACAAAAGACUGGAGAACUUCCUUUCAGCCUCCAACCACAGCAGGUCUCUCCACUGUUUGGCACCAUCUACUCCUCCAUACUGCUUGUGGCCCAUGCCAUGCGGGGUGUGCAGACCUCAGGAAAGUGGAUGUAUGGGGGGAGCCUGGCCCAGCAUGCCCGAAAUCUGUCUUUCAAAGGCUUUAGCCACCCCAUUCGCACUUCACCCACUGGCUCAGGUCUGCUGGAUUAUGUUGUGCUGGACACAGAUGGAGUUUCAUCUGAACUGAGGCCUUCCUACCGCAUAGAGAUGGAGACAGAUACGGUGCACUUUCUUGGCCGCUCAAUUCACUUUCCGGCAUGGGUUCUGCCCAAGACGGACUCCAGCUGCUGGUUCACAGAGGGGGAGAUUUGUAGUGGAGGUAUGGAUCUUUUCCAAUUGGUUAUUAUCUCUCUUUGUAUCAUUCUUCUGGUCUUCUUCUGUUCUGCAUGUAUAUACUUAAUAAGGCGACGGAUCAUUCAGAUCCGAGUAGUUCGGAAUGCAGAUAAAAUCUUACUAACCUUAGAAGAUAUUGUCUUCAUCAUCCCAUCAUUAAGUAACAAGAAGAUGAGUUUCGAUGACAGCAGGACCAGUGAAACCAGAAAAAGCUCCUCAGAGCGCAGCCUUAUUUCUCCAAUCUCAAGUCAGUCGCCAGCUACCCAUGAAAACACGAAUGUCGCUGUUUAUGAGGGUGAUUGGGCUUGGCUGAAAAGAUUUCCCGAUGGAACCUUUCAGGGCAUCAACCCCAGCACCACUGAACUAUUUGAACUGAUGAGGGAUAUAAGGCACGAGAAUGUGAACCCCUUCAUGGGUCUCUUCCAUGACUGUGGAGUCUUCGCCAUUGUGACGGAGUUCUGCUCCCGAGGGAGCCUGGAAGACCUGCUGCUAAAUGAUGAUGUGAAGCUGGACUGGAUGUUUAAGUCUUCACUGCUGCUGGACCUCAUUAAGGGUAUGAAGUACCUCCACCACAGGAAUGUUUGUCAUGGAAGGCUGAAAUCCAGGAACUGCUUGGUUGAUGGACGUUUUGUACUCAAAGUGACCGACUAUGCUUACAAUAAAUUGUUGGAAGCCCAGAAGUUCCAGUAUGUUGAGCCAUCGGCUGAGGAGCUGCUGUGGACAGCUCCUGAGCUCUUACGAGGUUCAUUCCCAGGGCAGAAUGGCACUUUCCCAGGGGACGUGUACAGCUUCUCUAUCGUCAUGCAGGAAGUGGUGGCUCGAGGGCCUCCUUUCUGCAUGUUAGAUUUAUCUGCUGAGGAAAUACUCCAGAAAAUCCGGAAGCCUCCUCCGUUAUGUCGUCCCACAGUAUAUCCAGAUCAUGCUCCAGUAGAGUGCAUCCAGCUGAUGAAGCAAUGCUGGAAUGAGCAGCCUGAGAAUAGACCCACCUUUGAGGAAAUUUUUGAUCAGUUUAAGAACAUAAAUAAAGGGAAGAAAACCAACAUAAUCGACUCCAUGCUGCGAAUGCUGGAGCAGUACUCCUCUAACCUGGAGGAGCUGAUUAGGGAGAGGACAGAGGAGCUGGAGAUUGAGAAACAGAAGACAGAGAAGCUGCUCACACAGAUGCUGCCACCGUCAGUAGCUGAGGCCUUGAAACUGGGAACCACAGUGGAACCCGAGUACUAUGAGUGCGUCACCAUCUACUUCAGUGAUAUUGUUGGCUUCACAACCAUUUCAGCCAACAGUGAGCCCAUCGAGGUGGUUGACCUUCUAAAUGACCUCUACUCAACUUUUGAUGAAAUCAUCGCGAACCACGAUGUGUAUAAGGUUGAGACCAUAGGUGAUGCCUACAUGGUAGCAUCAGGUUUACCAGUGCCCAAUGGGAACCGGCAUGCAGCUGAGAUUGCCAACAUGGCACUGGACAUCCUCAGUGCAGUGGGAACAUUUAAGAUGCGACACAUGCCUGACGUCCCAGUCCGAAUCCGAAUAGGAAUUCAUACAGGUUCUUGUGUAGCUGGUGUCGUGGGCUUGACUAUGCCAAGAUACUGCCUGUUUGGAGAUACAGUGAACACAGCCUCUAGAAUGGAAGCUACAGGGACGCCACACAGGAUACAUAUUCACUCCAGUACUGUCCAAAUUCUACGAGAGAUGAAAGCUGGUUAUAAGGUGCAGUUAUGUGGCAGGACUGAAAUAAAGGGAAAAGGCACAGAAGAGACAUACUGGCUCAUUGGACGGGAUGGCUUCACCAAACCUUUACCCAUCCCACCUGAGCUCAAGUCAGGGCGUGAGUCCAAGGACUUUAAAAUGAUGCUUCACAAGGCUGUGAGGAAGCUCUCGGCUGUGCGCCAGGUGACCCAGCUCACCAUGGCCGAUGAAGGCAACGUCAUGAUACACCAUCACUGACGACCCUUCACCUGUGCCUUUUUGACUCGUGCACUGGGGACAGACAUCAAGUGAAAGGAGUUUAAUGAAUUGUCCUUCCUUCGAACAUGGAAUGAGGACCUAAUGAGCCUUCGUAAAGGUCUCGUCUGUAAAGUCUUCUUCUUAUUCUCUCUCUGGAUGAACACCAGUCUCUCAUGCUGGGAUGGCCUAUUUUCUUGCUGGAUGCUCACAGAUUCUGCUUGAAAUUAAUGGUAGAAGACACGCAUUGGAUGCCAUGGUCUGUCCUCCUGGAAGUCCUCCUUAAACUGUAAUAAGCAGCAAGCUCAUCACACGUCUAAUCAAACCCCCUUAAUAGUAUAUUCCAGAACUACCUCUCAGAAGCUUUGGGCUCAGUCUCAGGAAGUGCAGGGCUUAACCCUGUUCUCUGCACGGAAGGACUUCAGGCCUACACUGAAUUUGAAGCACCUUUGUGACACCGAGUCAUAGUCACAUGAGCAACUAAAAUUAUCCCCUGGGAAUCCAUUACUCAGCAAGAGAGGGAUUGGAUCUAAGGGAGAAAGAAGGAAGAGAGAAGAAGAGGCUGGAGGAAGGAAAGAAUGGUUAAAUAUUAUGGUGUAUGUGAUAACAUGUCCAUAUAGCUACAUGUGUUGUGAUGUUUUAGUGCUUAAUGUUUAAGAGAAAUUGUUUGUUUCAGUGAACCGUUUCUCAUUCAUCUCUUCCUUGAACUGCCGUUCCCAACAUCUAUAAGGAGAAAACUUCAUAAUGGAAAAUUCAACUCUCUGACCUCUUUGGUCUGAUGUCUUUGGACAUAAGGGUGCAAUAUUUCAAUGGUUUACAUACUGAAUAAGUAAGUAAGAUAAGAGGUCUGUUAAGUAUGGACUCCAGUGGAUGUCACUGAUGCAUAAACUUUUCAGUUGUGUUGUCAUUCUCACUGUACAUCAUUCAGUUGUAUCUGUUGUAAUGUUUAUGAAUAAGAAAUUAUGUUUUAAAAAAGACAGUAAAAAUAUCAGAGUUUAUGUUACAAUCAAAUUAUCCAGAUUGAAUCCAGAUUUAGCCUGUUAGAAGUUCAGCUGCAGAAUUGUUUCUGCUGUUAUACUGCAGUACUUAUUUGUGUUGUAGUAUCCAAGUCCAGUCAGUAUUGGUCUCAAGACAUGUGUUGUAGUCAAGACUGAUAGAGCCAAAUUCAUGUCAAGACCAAGA
Molecule: messenger RNA, 4917 nt
Organism: Astyanax mexicanus (Mexican tetra)
Lineage: Eukaryota; Metazoa; Chordata; Actinopteri; Characiformes; Acestrorhamphidae
Gene: gc2
Product: guanylyl cyclase 2
Exons: 19
Coding region: 361-3738 (1125 amino acids)
Biological process (GO): cGMP biosynthetic process; intracellular signal transduction; protein phosphorylation
Molecular function (GO): peptide receptor activity; protein kinase activity; ATP binding
Source: RefSeq, a predicted model, not a curated record